This is a messenger RNA of Pseudopipra pipra, 3409 nucleotides long. RefSeq names its product MLLT6, PHD finger containing (gene MLLT6). The transcript is spliced from 20 exons. NCBI's taxonomy places the organism in Eukaryota, Metazoa, Chordata, Aves, Passeriformes, Pipridae. Gene Ontology annotation, biological process: regulation of transcription by RNA polymerase II. Gene Ontology annotation, cellular component: nucleus. The record is from RefSeq and is a predicted model, not a curated record. Bases 63 to 3251 code for a protein of 1062 amino acids. Gene Ontology annotation, molecular function: nucleosome binding; histone binding.
CAGGAGGAGGAGGAGUGUGCGCGUAGAGGGAGGCGGGGGGGGAAGGAAACCCUCAUGGAAGUAUGAAGGAGAUGGUGGGAGGCUGCUGUGUCUGUUCUGAUGAGCGGGGCUGGGCGGAGAACCCGCUGGUGUACUGCGACGGGCACGGCUGCAAUGUGGCGGUGCACCAAGCUUGUUAUGGAAUCGUCCAGGUCCCCACCGGCCCCUGGUUCUGUCGGAAAUGUGAAUCCCAGGAAAGAGCCGCCCGGGUGAGGUGUGAGCUGUGUCCCCACAAAGAUGGAGCCCUGAAACGCACGGACAACGGGGGCUGGGCCCACGUGGUGUGUGCCCUGUACAUCCCAGAGGUGCAGUUUGCCAACGUGCUCACCAUGGAGCCCAUCGUCCUGCAGUACGUCCCCCACGACCGCUUCAACAAGACCUGCUACAUCUGUGAGGAGCAGGGCAGGGAGAGCAAAGCUGCCUCUGGAGCCUGCAUGGCCUGCAACCGGCACGGCUGCCGGCAGGCAUUCCAUGUCACCUGUGCACAGAUGGCUGGGCUCCUGUGUGAAGAGGAAGUCCUAGAAGUCGACAAUGUCAAAUAUUGUGGCUACUGCAAGUACCACUUCAAUAAAAUGAAGACCUCACGGCACUCUGGGAGCAGCUCCUUCAUCGCCGGGAGGAGGAGUCGCUCCACGUCCCCCACCCAGGAGAAACACGUGUCCCACCACGACAGGCCAAAGAAGAGUCGGAAGGACAAAGAGAGACCUAAACAGAAGCACAAAAAGCGGCCGGAGUCUCCUCCCAGCAGCCUCCCCCCGGCCCCGGUGCCCGUCACCACCGACAAGGGCUCCACCAGCCACCAUGAGGGGAGCAAGGAGACCUCAGAGGUCGGCAGGUCGGAGGUGAAAGGCAGGAAGUCCUCGAGCCAUGGCAGCAGCCACAAGGGGAAGAAGACGGGAAGCGGGAAAAGCUCUGUUGGCUUCAGCUCGGCUUCAUCCAGCGGGACCUUCCAGCCUGCAGGUACCUCCUGCAGCAGCUUGCAGUGCUCCCAGGACUUUGUGACCUUCCCCAAGCUCGAGCAGGACGACGAGAAGUACCGGAAACCUGUGUCUUCCUCGUCCUCCUCCCACUGCUCCCCGCUCUACGAGGGCCAGAAGGGCGACGUCUUCGAGCAGAAGGUGAUUUUCUCCGGCUUUGGGUCCAUCAUGCGCUUCUCCACCUCGGCUGUGAGCCAGCAGAGAGCCCGGGACGCCUCCCCCGUGGACUACAAAGCCUCAAAUCCCACCAGUGGCCCCUCGGUGGGGACCAGUGGGAGCAGCAGCAGCAGCAGCCACAAGCGGAUGCCGUCGCUGAGCCUGGAGGAGGGAGAGGUGCUGAAGGAAAAGAAGCACAAGGGGAGCAAGAAGAACAAGCACGGGCCUGGCAGGCCAAAGGGGGGGAAAAGCAAAGAGAUUUUGGGGGCCCAGCUGGCUGGGUCCACCUCCACAUCCUCGUCACCCUUCUCCGGGGGCUCCCUCGUGAGCUCCAGCAUCGGCAACUCCUCCCGCUCCUUCAGCCACACCGGGAACCUGCCCAGCCUCAGCAUGGAGUCCCCGCUGCUGGGCUCAGGGAUCUACACCAGUAACAAGGACCCCAUUUCCCACGGGGGUGGGGUGCUCAGGGCUGUGUGCAGCACCCCCCUCUCCUCCAGCCUCCUGGCACACCAGGGCACCUCGUCCCUCCCGCAGCUCAACCGCUCCCCCUUCGCCAGCACCAUCCCAGCCUCCUCCUCCUCCUCCGUGUCCACCACGCAGGUGUUCUCACUGGCAGGUUCAACAUUCAGCCUCCCUUCCUCACAUAUCUUUGGAAGCCCCCUCACAUCAGGGCUGUCCAUCAACCCCCUCCUGAACCAGUCGGAAAGCAGCCGGGCAGAGCCGGACCUGGAGGAUUGCAGCUUCGGCUGCCGAGGGACGUCGCCGCAGGAGAGUCUCUCUUCCAUGUCCCCCAUCAGCAGCCUGCCGACCCUGUUCGACCAGACCGUGUCCUGCAGCAGCAGUGGGCAACUGGAGAAUGUUCCCCAGGCCACUCCCAACAUCGAGCAGCUCCUGGAGAAGCAGGGCAACGGGGAAGCCGGAGUGAACAUUGUAGAAAUGCUCAAGGCCCUGCACUCGCUGCAGAAGGAGAACCAGCGGCUGCAGGAGCAGAUCAUGACUCUGACGGCCAAGAAGGAGCGUUUGCAGCUCCUCAACGUCCAGCUCUCCGUCCCCUUCCCCGUGGUGACCAGCAGCAACGGCCCCGGCAGCCAGGCCCAGUACAUCCUGCCUCCCAACGUCUGCAACAACGAUUCCCUGAGCAUCAGCAAGAGCCCCCCGUGCAAGAACAGCUUUGGGAUUGAGAACUCCCUCUCCACUUCCUCUGAGGACCCUCACUCAGGGUGUCCCAGCAGGAGCAGCUCCUCCCUGUCCUUCCACAGCACCCCUCCGCCCCUGCCCAUGCUGCAGCAGAGUCCUGCCUCGCUACCCCUGCCCGGGGUGCAGCAGGUGAACGGCCUGGCCCGGGCGGCCGGCGGCGGGCUGGGGGGAGGCACCAGUGCCAGCCACAGCCUCUCCACGGUGCCCAUGGUGGACGGCCUGAUGGGGACCCUGGCAGGAGGCCAGCAGAUGCCCAUCAACGGGAUCCUGGGGAACCUGAACGGAGCCCAGGCCGCCCAGCCCGCCAGCGCGCCGACGCAGGGGCCGGGCGGGCCCCCGGCCCUGCAGCUCUCCACCAGCCUGAGCAGCAUUCCCAGCCUGAGUCCCCUGACGGAGCAGCAGCGGCACGUCCUGCACCAGCACGAGCAGCAGCUCCAGCAGCUCCAGCAGCUCCUGACUUCCCAGCCGCUUAAUCCGGAGCAGCAGGCCCUGGUGUUCCAGAUGAUGCAGCAGAUCCAGCAGAAGCGGGAGCUGCAGCGGCUGCAGAUGAGCAGCUCGUCCCAGCUGUCCAUGAGCUCCCUCCUGGCCGCCACCUCGGCCCCCGCCCUGAUGACCUCGGCCCCCCAACCGCCCCCCAGCACCAGCUCCCUCCUGGCCUCCCUGUCCCCGCAGCAGCUCAACCCUGGCAAUGCCCUCCUGGCCCCCCAGGCCACCCCACCGCUCAGCACUCCUGGGAACAGCCUCCUGGCCUCGGGAACGGGCCUCCCACCCGUCCUGACAGCACAGCCCAACCCCUUCCUCAACCUGCAGGCUGAUGGCAACACCCCCAAAGGAACGAACAUGAAUGAAAAGGGAGCUCCUCUUACCCAGGACAAGGGCUAAGCUCCCCCCCUGACCCCGAAAAAACCAGCAGCCAACUCCUCUGCCCAGGGGAACGUGGCUUUUCCACAGCCAACCUUGACACUGUUAGAGCAAUGAGCACAAGGCUUCCGAGGAGCAUUCCCUGAGCUGGGCCACGAGGAGCAUUCCCUGCGCUGGGC